Molecule: messenger RNA, 2102 nt
Organism: Manduca sexta (tobacco hornworm)
Lineage: Eukaryota; Metazoa; Arthropoda; Insecta; Lepidoptera; Sphingidae
Product: unconventional myosin ID-like
Exons: 5
Coding region: 321-986 (221 amino acids)
Cellular component (GO): myosin complex
Molecular function (GO): cytoskeletal motor activity
Source: RefSeq, a predicted model, not a curated record
CGCGCUGGAAGCCGCCCGCGCGGAGCUGAUCCCGUCGAUCGUGAUCCUGCUACAGAAGCUGUGGCGCGGCACGCUCGCGCGCAUGCGCUACAAGAAGAUGAAGGCCGCAUACGUCAUCUACAAUGCUUGGAAACGCUACCGCUACCGCCGCUACAUCGCCCAACUGCAGACGGAACUACAGCGCAACCGCGGCGUGAUCAAGCACUGGCCCCCCUCCCCGCGGGGGGUGGCGGCGCCGCUGCUGUACGGCGCGUACCAGCCGCUGGCGCGCCUACAACACGCUGCGCGCCGUGCCGCGGGACCAGUGGCCGCAGCUCAAGAUGAAGAUCAGCGCCGCCGCCGCGCUCAAGAGCAGGAGGGCGCACUGGGGGGCUGACAGGCUGUGGCUGGGAGACUACCUGGCCAGGGACGAGUACAAUGCUAGGGCAGGUGUGUACAAGGCGCAGAUCGCGAGCAUGCAGAAGUCUCAGCAAGUCUCUCGCGCGUUGUUCUCGUGCAAGAUCCACAAGUUCAACCGGUUCAACAAAGCGGCCGAGCGUUGCUUACUCGUCACAGAUUCUGCCAUCUACAAACUGGACGCGCACAGCUUCAAACCGCUCAAGAAACCGACACCUAUUACUGACGUCGGCGCUAUCCGCAUAAUGAGCACCGACGUGCAGCUCGUGGUGAUCAGCAUACCGUCAGCGAAGAAUGACCUGGUGGUGGGGUUGGUGGUGCCGCAACCCUCGCCGCCCACCGCCAAGCCCGACCUCGUGGGGGAGUUGUUAGGCGUGCUGGCGAAUAGAUAUCACAUGCUCACCAACUCGGAGGUGUCGGUAGAGGUAGAGAGCGGUGCGACGACGCGCUGCACGCUGGGCGGGCGCACGCGCGCGCUGCAGCUGCGCCCCGCCACCUCGCCCGCCUCGCCCACAGCCUCGCCCACCUCGCCGCCCUUCACGCAUGCGCACGACGUCAUCACAUACCACCCCGCCUCGGCGCGGGCGUGAGGGCUGCUCCACAUGUUGCACCAGUUGGAUUGAUGAACAUUAAAUUUAACACACGAUAUGAAAUGAGGUGAGAUGACAAAUGUUUAGAACCAUAUUCAUCGAUAAAAACUUUGGCUCGCCGCUUCGCCUGCGUGGAAUUUGGAUUAUGACAAAUAUAUACAAAAUUAUCAUAUGUUCAAGCUUACAGAAACGUGGAUCAGAUUUUUUUUUCAACACAAAUAUAUAAGUGCAAAAUAUUUUUAAGAACUGAUAUACAAUGUGCAUGAUGAGUUAGUGAGUCUAACUUGAAAUGUGCGGAUUUGAUACAAUGAAUCGAAUAGUCAUUAGUCGAUUGUAAAUAUUUUAAUUAAUCGAUAUACAAUAUAAUCCGUGCAACUGCAGGAAAUAUAAAAAAAGUUAUGUGUUUUUUUCCGAAUAGAGCAAAUCUACAAUUUGUAAAUCGAUGCAUUUAUGCGUACAAAAAUAGUGUAAAAACCACUUUUAAUACAUAAUAUAACACAUUUUUUGAUAAUGGUGAAAAAAUUCAUCACACUCAAAUAUUUGUUUACAAUAUUUGCGAACCAAAGGCCUUGAGUAUUUGCUGAUAUCUAGAUUCCUAGCAUUAGAGCAUGUAUUAAUUGUUAACGAUAUUAUAAUUAUUAAAUUCUAUUAAAAUAUCACAGAAUAUUAUCUUCACAAAUAAUAAUCAAGGACGAUACUUAAAACUUCUUUAUUUAUAUAUGUCCAAUCGUCAUCAAAGUUUUUGACCGAUCUGAAGUUGGUAAUAAUUCACGAUCAAGUAUUGUUAGAAUGUAAAGAGAAAAACUAAGCAGCUAACUUCAGACUGGCCAACAAAACUUAUGUCAAAUAUGGAAUUCCUAAUUUAAAUAUUUCAUAUUAAAUAUGUUGUGAAUAACUAUAAUGAGUUUUAAGUUAUAUAACUGUUAUUUUACAACCGUUAUAACGAAGUGCUAUUAAUUGUAAACCGAAACGCCUUACAUUAGAGUGAUAUGUUAGGUUUAAUUGUUAAUGCUUUUAAAAUUAGGAACCCCCUAUAAACGUUUAUUGGCAUUAUUUGGCUCAGUGAGUGACGAAUCAGCUGUGAAACCAGCUGCAGUCACUGGUUCGAUAUCUGCU